UGAUGCUGUCGGAAAAUAUUGAUUUUGCAACGCGUGUGGUGGAUCCUUGCGGACCAGAUUGGGGAUCGCUGGCGUAAGGGGAGACUUGCGUAACACGCAUCAUAACUGUCUCUCUGGAUCAGCUGACGCGGAUAAUCGUUUCGACGAAGUACCAUCGUCUUUUCCUUGCCACUCGUGCUAUAGACGACGCGCUUGCAAUUAAAUGCGACUGCAGCCAAUGCUUGAAAAAUGGUCGACAGCGUAUUAUGCGCCGAGUGUGUCAGAACAUUACCGCGUUACUUAUCCUUUAUUUUCCAUUCCUCAUUUAGCCUUGAUCGUAUCUCUUACAUUAGUUCCACAGUCCGUACAGGGCUAAAAAUGCGUACUCUCUUUUUCUCUCUCUUUCAAGACGUUUAUAGAAAUUCUAAGAAUCGUAAAAUUCAGAAACUCGUUGUGCUUCAUCGCUUUUGUAUCUCGAGUGUUGAAACUUAUCGGUUCGGUUUUAAUGUCUUUUACUUCUACGUCAAGUGGCGUCAAGUUUCUCGCCCGUCGACGAAGGGUAUCGUGAACAGCGCGGUGUAACAGUAUCUCGAACUCGUAAGAAUUGUUUCGGGCACACUUUAAACUACUUGGAUAAGUUAAACAAACCGGAGAUCUCGGCAACACAACCUUACCAUUGAUACGAUUGAGCGCCAUGGAGAUAUCCAGGCCCAUCCUUCGAAUUAGUCGGGGGGAAUAAAAUAUGGAGAAAUAGAGUCACACGUGGAAAACUUUACAGCUGUGAUGACGCGACAGAUCGCUUUCAAGGACUCGCGUAUAUCUUCUAUUGUUAUUGUUACAACAUCUCUGUAUCGUAGAGAACCGCACAUAUGGCGACCAGACAUCCCACUUCUGAACAAUAAAUGUCAUUUCCCAGCACUCAGUACCGACUAUGCAUAUCGUUUUCUUUUGUAAAACGUCAAACGUACCGAAAACGUGUAAAAAACACCACGUGGAAAAAUAGGAAGAAUAGCGAACCUUUAACCAACCUUGAGCUAAAAGUUCUGCGUCUUGCACUCAUAAAAAUGCUCCUGGAUUUGUUCGUUUAGCGUUCACGAUGUUCUUUUCUCGGUGAGACGAAUCGUAUAUCAGCAUUCUCGUCUCUUUUUCCGUCCCUAUUAAAAAUCCGAUCACCUUCACCAUGCGUGCAGUGCGCGCAUACGAGAAACGCGUAGAUUCGGUUCAACGUCGGUCGACCGGCACUCCGUAAUAUCGCUCCAAAGUUGCCGAUUCACGUGCCAUGAAUAUUUACAAACGGCGGCACGCUCGGUGGAAGUGCGUAUUUUCUUUUUCUCGUUUAUCGUUGACUCGUUUAAUCGGAUCGUAUAGCGAGGCGAACGCGAUCGAGCACACGAAAGCGCGGCAGCGAGCGUUGCACUAUUUCUCUUGGGUUCUCACACAGAAGGAUGCUAAUUGUCCUCAAAUGGCGCGCGCAAUUACUCUCGCGCGUCUUAGUCAGCGUACCGAAAAGAUCUCAGCAUUCAUCCAUUAAACAUCACGGGGAGGUGCGUAAAUGCGGUCCGUGUGAUCGCCUGACGCGUGUGACUAUCGUAAUUAGUCAUAGUUUAUGUACCAGGUAUGCCCUGCGCGCGCUUUCUCCAUUGAAAGCUGAAAGCAGUGAUAAUCGAAUUAAUCCGUUGACCAAAUGCAAACGGUCCUCCAGUCGCGAGCGAUUGGGGACCUGAAAAUCUGGAUCGACACUCUUCCUCAUCGAGGAGAAAACAGCCGCGCGCUCAGCCGCUAUGGAAAGCCGACGAUUUCCGGAACCACAUCCACGAUUCGCUUCGUCAUACGAUUAAACUGGACGUUUUAAUCUUAUUCUCGAUACGCACGGUUGCUCUGUCGCGCACUUAUUCCCAUGAAAAACCGAGUGCGCUGGAAGGUCGUGAAAUUUAUUGUAUCUGCGGUAUCGGAGCGGAGCACGUGGUUGUACUGCGCACCAUCCGAAGCUGCGGAUUCACGCGCGAGACACGGUGUCGAGUGGCGUUUAAAAUAGCGAUAAAUCACGACGAUUGAAACCCGUGCUGAGAGCAAUGCUGUCAUCCGCUUUGUCCCAUCACGAUCCUACCUGCAGCACUCGGUUCCAGCGAAUUCGAGCGGACACUCGUCGUGCGGUUUGCUUAAAUCGCGUAUGAUCGACAGAGCCGCGUGCGCGUUUGUCGUAUGAAACAUUAUCCGCAGCGUGCCACCAAAUUGGAAAUCCCGCGAUAUUGACGAACGUAUGCUCGUUUACGCGACCUGCGACCUCGAUUUUCGCAACGCGCACAAAUUUUCCGUUGUCGCGCGACCUUUUCCGCGAAGUGACACGUACGACAAAUCGCAGUAACAUGUAUGCAUGUACUAAGUGCGCAAAUUAAUUCGAUGUUUUUCUUUUUAAUUGAGUCUUUAUUUACAAAAAAAAAAUAAAAAUGUCAAUUUUUUAAAUAUUCCCCAUCAUUUUCUAAUACUUUUCUCCGUUUAUCAGACAACUAACAACUUUUCUCUUGAAAAAAAGAAAGUAAAAAAGCACCGAAUUAAUUUGUGCGUCUAAUAUAACUCGUUUGCUCAAUGAACCAUUCGCUGUCGCAAGAUAAAGACGUUUGAGCUGAAACCUAGCCGAUGCACCGAUUUCAACCAGUUCUUACUAAUUGUAUGCGAAGUUAUGCGUCAAUGAGUAACCGUCAAUGAGCAUAAUCAUGAGUUUGCACAAACAAAUGAGAAAGAAAAAAUUACAACAGGAUUACGUAAUUGUUUAUCCAUAAUUUCUGGAAACGUUUCGAUGUGCAACACGGCGGUACCGACAAUGUUACAGUUGAAACCUAAUGACCGGCACUGAAAUCAUUAUACUCUUGAUACCAAGACGUCGGCGUCGGGAUAUCACCGUGAGAUAAUCAGACACCGCACCUCUCGAUAGCGAGUCGCAAGACUUCAGACGCAAGACAGCACGUUACUGAGAAACUCUAGGCUCUUAUUAUCCCGCACGACUACUAUUCUCUUCUUCCGUCUUUCCCUCAUACACAUAUAAUAUAGGUAUUAUGUUUGCAAAAGUUCGUGCGAUAUUAAAGCUAUUUAUUUAUUGAUAACAAUGAGAUAAUAUAUAUAAUAUUUUAAUUAAAGUAUUAGUUAUUGCUAUCAAUAAACCUUUGCUAUCUUUCCGGCGAUAGUUUGAUUCGAUAAAAUGACUCAUCUGUCGAGGCAAUCCAUCUAUUUGUGAUUUCAACUUUUGCAAUUUAAUGUUGUGGUGUACGAGGGAUAUAUCGGAUAUUUAAUAUUUAUAAUAAUACCUAAUAUUUCAUGUGUGCAUCGACAUCGUGUACGUGCUUACGCACGCAUCCUUGUGAUGAAUGACGUGCACGAUAUACCUCCGGUAACGCGAGGAUACGAUCGUAACGUAUUUGCUGAUUACGUGGCUCUUGCAGUAUAAUUGUUCAUUUAUUCGUUUAUUGUAUUCUUAUUAUUAUUGCGCAGAACACCGUGUUUUCGAUGCGAUUGUUAUGGAAACAGUGCGAUGUUGUCCACAUGUGCUGAUAUCGAUAAAUUUCUGUCAACGAAUCAUCAAUAAAUCGUCAAACGUGGUUAUCAGUUUACUGUAACCGAGAACUGCGACAAGAAUACAAAUACAUAUACGAGUAGAAUAAUCUACUAAAAAUGACUGUACCUGAGGACGCGGAGUAAUAGAAAGCAGUUUCAAAAACAGCUAUUAAUUUCACAAUGAGGACACUGACAUAAAAAGAAAUAGUACGUUUUUUUACGAGCUUUUACUGCCAUUGUAUGGAGAUGCGAGAAAUCGGUGCCACAGUGAUUGCAUUAUUAUCAAUUUAAUACUAAAUUUAAUAUGUUAAUAUGUAGUCAGAAUAAAUAGAUUCAUAUUUCUUAAAUAAUGUUACUGUCACACGAUGAAAGAUUUUAAAUAUUGAUUCGGUUAUGUAUAAUGUACAAAAAUAUAACAAUAUCGUUCAUCGAAUCAAACGUGUCACAUUAGAAACGGUGCAGUGGCAUUAUAAAUUGAUAUAGCAACCUAGAUUUUAAAGCACAAAAAGAGGAGACAGCAAAUAACAAAAACAGUUAUUGCAAAUUGAACCGUUAUUUGAAUCUAAAAAACUCUUGCGGAAUAAAUUUUCGAUAUAAAAAAUGUGGUAUCGUGAAAUUUGACGUGACACAAUUUUUGAUAUUAUGUGUACAACGUGAUAGACGAUAGACAAUAGCAAUAGUAUGAUAACGAUUUCUUUUAUCGCGCUUAUAUCGCAUGUCAUAACAAAGGUGCUUCGAGAAUACACUAUCGGUUCGAAGGUGCGAUAGGGAAUGACUCAGCGUUUAUAGAUUAUUGUCAAUUGCGCGUGUGCGAUUAGGGAGCCUUUGCGUAGACCUAAAUUAAAUCAGCCACGGGACAAAAGAAUAUUCUCAAUUUAACGUUUGAUGUUCUAAAAUAGAAUAACAGAUGCACGUAUGUCUUUAAAUAAUGCAAAACAAGUUCAUAUCUUAUACAGACACACACAUACAUGCCUAUGAGAAAGAUAAAAACGAAUGACUAAUGAUCUUAAUUGUAUUUACCGCACUUUUUACGAGAGCAAAAAUUUGUUUAUGGUUUAUUUAUUUGCGAUCUUGUUGAGAACUUUGCAAAACAUCACUGCCAACACAUCAUAUAUGUAUGUAGUACACACAUAAAGAAAGAUUGGCAAAGCAACACUAUUUUUCUCAACUAUUACGAAUACGUAAUCUCUUAGCGAAGCUAACGUGUUCUGGUUCGUUUCAAGUUUUUUCUUCUCUCUGUUUCGUAUCGUAUUACAUAUCACACGAUUUCGUUCACGUCCUUCACAGCACAGCGCACUGACAUAAGCCAAAGGCUAAUCUCUUUUUCCGUAUUUAAUUUUCAAGAUGACAUAUUUGUAAAACUUGACAUAAAUAAAUCUGAAAAUUUUUACAGAGAUAAAACUUUCUGCGCAACGUCGAAACCAAUAACGUAAACCACAAGCUUAAAUUCUUGAAUACUUGAAAACUUUUAUAGUGAUAUUUAUAUAAAUAUUUAUAUAUAUAGUACUAUUUAUAUAAAUUGUGUUAAACAUUAAUAUACAACAAAAUACAUUGGAUGUUAUUUUUUAUUAGGAAGGAAAUCAAGCAUGCGUUGAAUAAAAAUUGCGUCUGCUCGACGAAUACGAAGUUUCCCAAAUAAUAUAUAUUAUUACGGUUAACACACAUUGAAAGCAUUGUUAAAAAGUAGAGUUAAUUAAAAUGUUAUAAAUUGCCAUACAUAUGCAUACAUAUUGAGUAAAACAUUCAAUCGCAGGAUGCUUACGAUCAGCUCUGCAUAAGCGUAAAUUGUCAAGAAGAAAGAUUUAUAAUGCAUUCUAAUCCGAAAAUAGACCACACUUUCGAACAAGUUGAGAAUCUUUCUACACUCGAGAAGCGUGAUUCGGUCGGUCCGUGUCGGGAAUCAAAGAAGGUGACGUUACAAUAUUGAUAAACAAACGGGCGGGACGGACAGAUUGUGCGACCGCACGGCGGUCGUAAAUGCGCGCGCCGGUCUUCCUUAGCAACUGAUUCGCCGAGAAGUAGCCGAGCAGCGGCGAACACUGACGAGUACCGACGAGUACCGCCGAAGCGCCGCACAAGGGCUACGCUCUGCACCACCGUUCGUGCGUCAUAGUCCGUUCGUCUUUUCUGCACGAAGUUGUACUGUUCCGACGGCCAGUGAUCGUCCGAUUCGUAUUCCUUUGACGGGAAGGAGGAGCACUCCGACAACAUUCUGACAAGCGGCGCUACUUGAAAUUCGAGGCAAAAAUGGCUGAAGAACAAUGGGAAGAAGAUAUCAACUAUGGACAAUCAGCGGAGACAUCCUCGUUUGAGCACGGACACGCACCGUGUCGCGGCAAAGGACGUGGCAUGAUGCCGUACAACAAUAAUUCCGACAACGAUUAUCCCGUAGGAAAGAACAAAGGAAGGGAUGACUAUCAAGAGAGUUAUGAUGAUAACGUUUACAAUGGAGACGAUAGUAAUACUUUUAACAGUAACAAUCGUAAUCGCUUUGGUGGUAAUAACAGAAGGCAAGGCAACGAUAGGCCGCGUUACGGAAAUAACCGAGACGGAGACGGCGACGGAAGCGAUCGUAGGUGGCAAGGUAAUAGGAACAGGAAUGAUCGACAAAAUAGAGAUGAUAGAAAUAGAGAUAGAGAUGAUAACGAAACCGAGGGUAGUGGAUACAACGGGGGCUAUCAGACCGACAGAAGAGACAGGCCGAGAAGAGAUAGGGAUGACAAUAGAGAUAGUAGAGAUAAUAGAGGUGGAAAAGGCGGCGGUAGGAAUAGGAACGAUAAUGACGGCGAAGAAGACCAGAAUGGCAAUGAUGAGACUGAACAAAAGAAGAGGGAAGUGUACAUUCCGCCAGAGCUACCCAAUGACGAAAAUUCCUUGUUUGGCAACGAUGUAACGAUGGGAAUUAAUUUCGACAAAUACGACGACAUCGAGGUGAAGGUAACUGGUGAAAAUGCACCGCGUCCGAUACAGAACUUCAAUGAAAGCGGCCUGCGAAGCAUCUUGGUGGAAAAUAUCCAGAAGUCUGGCUACAAGAAGCCCACUCCUGUCCAGAAGUACGCCAUUCCAACAAUAAUGAGCGGUCGUGACUUGAUGGCCUGCGCGCAAACGGGUUCGGGCAAGACCGCGGCAUUCGUGGUGCCUAUCAUACACGCGUUGCUGGAAAACCAACAGGAUUUAAUGACAAGCGGCGGCUCGUCAUGCGAACCGAAAGCGAUCAUUAUAUCGCCCACGCGCGAACUUACUAUACAGAUCCACCAGCAAGUUAUGAAAUUUGCCCUCAACUCGAUCUUGCGCAGCCAACGUAUUUACGGAGGUACAUCGACCAUGCAUCAAGGAAAUAAAGUGGCAGGUGGUUGUCACAUUCUAGUCGCGACUCCCGGCAGAUUGUUGGAUUUCAUUGGACGAGGCAGGAUCAGAUUGUCCUCUUUACGUUUCCUCGUGCUAGACGAGGCUGAUCGAAUGCUAGACAUGGGUUUCUUGCCCGAUGUCGAGAAGAUCGUGGAUCACGAGACAAUGGUGCCUCCGGAAGAGAGACAGACGCUCAUGUUCUCCGCCACUUUCCCAAGCGAGAUCCAGGAGUUAGCUGGUAGAUUUCUGAGGAACUACCUGUUCCUCGCGGUUGGCAUCGUGGGCGGUGCUUGUAGCGAUGUGGAACAGAACUUCUACCAGGCAACCGGGCAAUGCGAGAAACGAAAACUGCUGAAGGAGCUGAUAGAGAAGCAGAAUCAGAUGGGAAGCAUAGAAGGCACCUUGGUAUUCGUCGAGCAGAAGAGGCACACGGACUUCAUCGCUGCGUUCCUGUCGGAGAGUAAUUUCCCGACGACUAGUAUACACGGCGACCGACUGCAGAGGGAACGAGAGGAAGCUCUGUCCGAUUUCAAGCGAGGAAAAAUGUCGAUCCUGGUGGCGACGGCGGUUGCCGCGCGAGGCUUGGACAUUAAAAAUGUCGCUCACGUAAUUAACUUCGAUAUGCCAAAGACGAUCGACGAAUAUGUUCAUAGAAUCGGACGAACCGGUCGAGUGGGCAAUCGUGGCAAGGCUACCUCCUUUUUUGAUCCGGACGGCGAUAUGCCUCUCACUGGCGAUUUAGUAAAGAUUUUGAAGCAAGCUGGUCAACCAGUACCCGAUUGGUUAUUAUCUGGCGGCGGUGGCGGUAGCAGGACGUUUGCGCCAGGAGGCUCAAGGCGAUUCGGCGGAGAAGAUAUCAGACACAACAAGGGUGGCUAUGGCGAGAGUUACGACGAUAAUUUCCAAGCAUGCGGUAACGCAUCUGCAGAACCAGAAGAAGUGUGGUAGAUGAGAGAAGAUGUGCCUUGUAUUCCAAAUUAAUGCUGUUAAGCGUUUUCGUUAACUUCCAAAAGUACUCAGUGAGUUAGUAAGAACUACAAUCAUUUCUCGUUUUCUUUUUCUUUUUAGUUUGUGAUAAUUUCACGAUAUAUCGAUAUAUCAUUCUUACCAUAUUUGGAAACAGAACAAAUGUAAAGAAACAUAUUUCAAUUCAUGAUACUAUCUCCAACUUAGGCAUGUAACUAUUACAUGCUUGUUACUUUCAAUAUCUAUGUAAGUUUUAGACAUUUAGUUUUAGAUUAUGUAAACUGCACAUAUAGUUGGAAACGUAGAAAAGACAACAUUUCUGAAUUCCGAUAUGAUAAUUACUAUUUUUGUUUUUUACAUUUUUUUUGUGUGUGACGUAUCUUGCAAUAUCCAUGCAAGUUUAUCUUGGAUAAGUAGUUCUACGAUUAAUCUUUCAAUGCUGUUUAUUUUAUAAAAAUAAUGUGAUUAUAUUAUGUUCCUUUUGAAGUUCUGUUAUAUUUUUGUUAUAAUAAAAUUACUACAUAUAUAAUAAAGUUUUAUACUUUUAUAAUAAAAA
This is a messenger RNA of Ooceraea biroi (clonal raider ant), 8398 nucleotides long. RefSeq names its product ATP-dependent RNA helicase vasa (gene vas). Gene Ontology annotation, molecular function: RNA helicase activity; nucleic acid binding; ATP binding. The record is from RefSeq and is a predicted model, not a curated record. NCBI's taxonomy places the organism in Eukaryota, Metazoa, Arthropoda, Insecta, Hymenoptera, Formicidae.